AUGUCAGUUGAAUACCGCAAUCGUCUGAGGCUGGCUGAUCGGAUUUAUCGUGAAGGCGAGAUAUCUUUUCCUUGUAAGCGUUGUUCGAAAAUGAGUGAGAGACGCCCUGUCGAGUGCAAGCGAAUUCCUUCUACCCAGAAAUGUGGCCAUUGUGUCCGUUCUGGUCGCAAAUGCGAGCGUGAUGUUCAUGCAGAGUCUGAGUGGAAACGAAUCGAUCGCGAGAGAGAGCGUAUUGCUAGUCAGCUUGAAGAGGCUGAGCGUCAGUCCGAUGAGUUGUUAAUGAAAGUGAUGCGUCUUCGCAAACAGAAGCGUUUUCUUGAAUCGCGGAAUUUGAAAAUGCUGGAUAAUGAUUUCGGUGCGCUGGAAGGAAUGGGAGAAGAGUCUUCUGUGCCUGAUGAAGAUCUUCAGGAAUUUGAGCGCCUUCUUGAUGCAGAGGCAGCUCAACUUGCUGCGACAUCAAACAAUCCUAGUUUGACUCAGAUGAUGAAUUCUCCUUCCUUCUGGGAGAACUUCGAUUCUGCUGUCGCUGGUGGUAUUCCUUCACCAACUGGUGGCAACCAGUCAAGUUCGCGAUAG
Messenger RNA from Aspergillus chevalieri, 576 nucleotides. RefSeq lists its product as uncharacterized. NCBI's taxonomy places the organism in Eukaryota, Fungi, Ascomycota, Eurotiomycetes, Eurotiales, Aspergillaceae. The record is from RefSeq and is a predicted model, not a curated record. The transcript has a single exon. Bases 1 to 576 code for a protein of 191 amino acids.